Messenger RNA from Polychytrium aggregatum, 1327 nucleotides. RefSeq names its product pyridoxal phosphate-dependent transferase. NCBI's taxonomy places the organism in Eukaryota, Fungi, Chytridiomycota, Chytridiomycetes, Polychytriales. Gene Ontology annotation, molecular function: L-alanine:glyoxylate transaminase activity; L-serine:pyruvate transaminase activity. The transcript has 8 exons. The record is from RefSeq and is a predicted model, not a curated record. Bases 64 to 1230 code for a protein of 388 amino acids. Gene Ontology annotation, cellular component: peroxisome.
UGCCCAUCUGCCCAUCUGCCCAUCUGCCCAUCGGUCUGCUCUAUUCUCCUGCUCUCCAUCGCCAUGUCCAACGCAAGCCACAAGCUGUGCAUGAUCCCAGGACCCGUGGAGUGCGAUGGCGAUGUCCUCGCCUCGAUGGCCACCCAGGCCACUUCACAUGUGGCUCCAAACUUUAUCGAGUGCUUUGGCGAAACAAUUGAACUUCUGCGCCAGGCCUUCUUUGCCCCCACUGGCCAGCCGUUCGUUGUUGCUGGCUCGGGCACCUUGACUUGGGACAUGACUGCUGCCAAUCUGGUCGAACCCGGAGACCACGUCCUCGUCAUCGUCAGCGGCAUCUUUGGCGACUGGUUCGGCGAGUGCAUCGAAGUGUAUGGCGGAAAGGUCACCUUUUUGAAAGCCCCGUUCGGAUCCAGAGUCUCCGACGACGAACUCCGCGCGGCCCUCGAUCGAGCCCCGGUUCCGUACAAGCUUGUGACUCUCACCCACGUUGACACCAGCACAGGCGUCCUUACCGAUGUCGAGGCCUUUGCCAAGAUCAUCCGAGAAAAGAGUCCCUCGACCCUCAUUGCCGUCGACGGCGUCUGCUCCGUCGGUGCCGAAGUGCUGAAGCAAGAGGAGUGGGGCAUCGACGUAGUUCUCACGGCGAGCCAGAAGGCUCUCGGCGUGCCACCGGGUCUCGGCGUAUUGGUCGCGAGUCGUCGGGCGAUCGACGUGGCCCUUCACCGCAAAGCACCGCCUUCGACCUACUUUGCCUCCUUCAAAAAGUGGCUGCCGAUCAUGCAGAAAUAUGAGGCCCGACAACCCAGCUACUUUGCGACCCCUCCCGUCCAGCUCAUCAUGUCGCUCCAUAUCAGCCUCAAGCAACUUCUCAAUGCUCCGGGCGGUAUGCUGGCGCGCUUUGAGAAGCAUGCCGAAGCCUCCAACCGCAUCAAGGAUCUUGUUGAGAGCUGGGGCCUCAAGCUCGUCGCCCACAACCGCCAGAUCGCUGCCAACACCUUGACUGCCGUGUAUCUUCCCGAGGGCGUCACUGUGCCUGCACUGCUCUCCAAGAUGGGCUCACACAAUGUCGUUAUCGCUGGCGGCUUGCACCCUGAGCAUGCCCAGAAGUACUUCCGCAUCGGCCACAUGAACAUCAGCGUUGUCGACGAUGGCAAGCUGGGCCAUCUGAAGUCGACCUUGGAAGCCCUCAAGCAGUCGUUCAAGGAAUGCGGCUAUACUCUGCCUCAGUGAACAGAGCGCUCUGGGAUCUCAAGAGCAUGAACUAUAGCUGCUCUGGAUACUUGAAUACACAUAUCCGCAGCCCGCUUUGAUCGGACAUGGGCCUCGA